This is a messenger RNA of Colletotrichum aenigma, 1173 nucleotides long. RefSeq names its product putative hydrolase. NCBI's taxonomy places the organism in Eukaryota, Fungi, Ascomycota, Sordariomycetes, Glomerellales, Glomerellaceae. The transcript is spliced from 2 exons. The record is from RefSeq and is a predicted model, not a curated record. The coding region runs from base 1 to 1173 and encodes 390 amino acids.
AUGAUAAAACUCCCGGCCACGGUUUCAGAGGACGACGCAACGUUUGGUGGCAGUGUCUUGAUCAGUCCCGGAGGCCCCGGAGAUUCUGGUACAGACUUGCUUCUUCGUUCGGGAAGCCGUUUCCAGAGCCUUCUGGCGGGCGAACGCAACUAUGAAAUCAUCGGCUUCGAUCCCCGGGGUGUCAAUUUGAGCACACCACAUGGCGAUUGCCACAAAGGCGACGAAAUCUCUCGGAAGCUGGACCAAGAGCGCAACACAGGUCUCAACCCUAUCACGGAGGAUUUCAAUGCCCUCAAUUAUCACUAUGCAUCGGCUUUGGGGAAAAGUGAACUUUGUGAGGUUGAUGGUGUCGAUAGUAUCUGGGGUUACCUCAAUACCGCCUCGGUUGCCAGAGAUGUGAUUGAGAUUAUUGACCGAAUCGAUGACCUUCGCUGGCGGAAUCGCAACUCAACAAAACCGGCGAAUGCUCCAAAGCCUAGACUACAGUACAUUGGCAUAUCAUACGGAUCCUUUCUGGGAAACACAUUGGCUUCUAUGUUCCCCGAGCGGGUGGGAAGAAUUAUGGUUGACGGAAUCGUGAAUGCCGAGGACUACACCAACGUUACUUGGCAGAAGAAUCUGAAUGAUGCGGAAGCCGUUCUCGAUUAUUUUUACCAAGUCUGCUUUGACUCUAGAGAGGGCUGUCCAAUCCGACUAUCAUCAGACAAGGAAGCUGCCGAUAUCAAGAGCCGCGUUGAGGCUUUUCUUAACACUCUAGACAUCCGUCCAAUUCCAGUGGCACACGGCGGAAAAGUUGAUUUGAUUACAUCGCCUACUGUUCGGCUUCUAAUCUUAACUCUGAUUUACCAACCUGUCAAAUUUGAGUUACUUGCCCUUGGUCUCGGAGCCCUUAUCACCGGCGAAUACAUUUCGUUUCUUGAGAUGCUAUCGGCGGACGCCCCUGAUACCACUUGUGGUGGUUCCGCGUCCCACAACGAGGCGCCUCCCUAUACCUGGUACGAAGACGUAGCAUACGGUGUCGUUUGCAGCGACGCAGUUGACGGCGUGGCUUAUCGCAACCUCUCCGUUUCCGAUGAACUGGUGCAUAUAAUCGAUAGACAAGCCCCAACAACCGGCGUUGUAUGGGGUGGUCGUGUCAUCGCCUGCGCCGGCCGCAAGAUUCGGCCGCCAUGA